Messenger RNA from Pocillopora damicornis (cauliflower coral), 10908 nucleotides. RefSeq lists its product as uncharacterized. The record is from RefSeq and is a predicted model, not a curated record. NCBI's taxonomy places the organism in Eukaryota, Metazoa, Cnidaria, Anthozoa, Scleractinia, Pocilloporidae.
AGUUAACAAAAAUGGCGGACAACAUAAAUGUUUGUGUACAAAAUGCUCAAUGUUGUUCAAGCAGUUAAAACUCUCCUAGCUGAAUGCAAGGAUAGUUCACGAAAAAAAAAAUAUGCUCCAUAGAUUUCACAUAUUAUGUUACUGAAACUCGACGUCCUUUCUUCGACUACGAUCAAAAGAAAGAAACCGUGGCCGACUUUGUCUUGGCUUGGCAAGGAUGUUGGAGAUCUGUACCUGUUUGACUCACGCCGCCUCAGUCAACUGUAUUUGCCUUCAGGAAAAACAAGGAAAAAAAUUCCUGCAAUUCAAAAUUAUCUGGACGAUGUGCAAGGCUUCGGAAUCUCAGCUAAUGGUUUUUUCGUGGCUGGAGCAUUAAAUUCAGGCAAAGUCUUUAUCUGGAACAAAAAAUCAGGAACAGUCAAGUUGACAGCUGUGUUGGACAAGAUAAGAAAUGUGCAGCCUGGAACAAGACAAACCAGCCCUCGGCUGUACAUUUCAGACUGUGGCAGAAAAGUUGUUCUUCUGUCUGGAUUUCGUCACAUUUUUCUUUGGGAAACACAGAACAACAAUGAUCUUGUGAACAGUACUGGUGCAGUUGGAGACAUCUUGCGAGGCACAUGGCAUCAGAUUCAGUGUGGAGGUUAUGUUCUUCCUCAUGAAAAGGACAAAGAAACAGCAAUUGAUGGAGUCUUCUUUGUUGAUCCAGUUUGUGGUACAUCCUUUUCAUUAUCCUGGGUUUUCAACUUGGGUGACAGAAUCCAUGUCACAACACUUCACCUGCUAUGGCAAGGAAAAAGCUACACCUUUCAGGAGGGAGUCUCCAACCCUCAGAUUGAAGAAGGUCUAGAUCCCCCCUUCUCUGCCACAUGGCAAACCUUCAAACACUCCUUGUGCAAUCUGACACCUGCUGAAAGAGUCAUGAAGAGCAGAAAGGCCUACAUUGCCAGAAUAUCUCCAGAUGGUCAAGUCAUGGUGUUGGCCAUGAAUCAGAAGUUUGCUGCACACAACAGAGUCAUGUUUUACUCACUGUCACAGACUGCCGUGGCUGUGAUUGCUGACUUGAAGGACUGUGGAGCCAAAAAGAAUGUUAAUGGCCACUCACCUAUUGGGAAAUCUUGGUGGAUUGCAGACAUGGCUUGGACCAGAGAUAGUCUUCUGGUGCUCUGUAUCACGCGCCGUGGCUCUGUAGCUGUUUUAAGUAAGCUUGGAGAACCUCUAGAGAUUUGUACAGAAGGUUGUUCUUUGCAUACAGGUCCUUCUCUGUUUCUUCCUCUCCACCCUAAGAUAACAUUUCAGAAGUCCGCAAAUGGUUUUCAUUCAGACUCCUCAGAGUCCUGUACUUCAGAAAAGGAUCCUCUCUCCCAGAGGUUCUCUGUGUCUGUCCAUCCUCACCUGCCUGUUGUUUUGAGCUCCGAUGGUUACCUGGUAACAGUGAUGCAGCUGCCGUCUCUCGCCAAUUACCAUGGCAUUAUGACGAGCUUCAUGAGAGACAUCACAAGACUAGUUCCAGACCUUGAUGUAGAGCUUCAACCGGGCACUUUGUCCCGCGUGUCAUCUGUGAGUAGAAUCAGCAUUCUGCAAUCAGAAGUGAACGCAACCCGUGGAAUGGCUUCUACAGAGCUUUUAUCAGAUGCUCCAAGUGAAAAUAAUUCGUCUGGGUCAUCUUCUGUUGUCCCAGGUUAUGGCCUUGCAACUGGAGAUCAAGGUAUGAGUUUCUUUGGACUCCAUGACCCAGAACUCGACAGCUCCCUUCCAGAAUACACACCUGGAAGCCUAGACGCUAUCUCUCGUGCCCAGAGCCUCUCCAUCAUUGCUCUUGCUUUGGGGUCCGCUUGUGGGAUGAAUUGGAAACAAGACGUUGGCCCUGCAAUGGACCUCACAGUCAACGUUGUGAUAAAAUUCUUUCAAUUUCUUCUUCGAAAUUCGGACCGCAUUCCACAAUCGCUUCGUUCGGCUAGGGCGCUUUCAUCUUCUCCUGGUGAUUUAUCAAAACGGCGAAGUCCCAGCCCAGUUUUAGACUCCCAGCUUUCCAAGGCGUUGCUGUAUUUUCGGACAGCGUUGGAAGUUUUCCAGUGGGAUGCCACACACAGAAACGUAUUCUCGUGGGCCUUCCAUCUCACUCAUGGCAUCGUGAAAGAAAUUCUACUCUUAAGAGAUUCGAGCGUUGUUUACAGAGUUAGCAAUUCCAUGAGAGUGUUGAGGUUAGCCGAGCGUUUGCUUAACCUAUCGUACUCGUCAAGCAGUGAAAAAGUAUCGGAUUUGCCCAUCAAUCGAUCUGCUCAGGAAAGUCAGGUUAAUCUCGGAGCUGAUUUGAAGAUCUAUAUUCAGCUUCAGCAGUACGAUCUUAGGUCUGCUCUUGAUCUUGCCUACUCAUUACUCGAACCGUCGCUUUCGUGCGAUGAAUUUCAAAACAGUGCACACUUUUCUCUGCUUCCCAGCGCGCCAAGCUCGUUUCAAAGGAGUAGCCAUCAUUCAAAUUCAAAUCAACUCAUGGAGGUUCUACUUCAAAACUAUCCUGUUGCACGAGUCGCGGAUAACAGAGGUAUCAAAGUGGUGCAAACGCUUGCAAGGUUCAUGUCGGCUUAUUUUUCAAAUCUUUCUCUCUAUGUUUAUCCUCCCUACCAACCGACUGAGCUUCCACCAUUCCAUGAACUUUCUUUCGAUAAAAACACGAAUGAAGAUUCUGAAGACCGUUCUCAAGUAACGGAACGUAUUGGGCUUGAUAGGGCCAAAGUAGCACAAGCUGUGCGAGACCAGGGUGUUUAUGAGCUUUGGAGUGCCAACAGCACCGUAGAACUGUUGCUUGUAUCAGGGCUUAUAUUGGAAGCAGCCUGGUUAGCUAAGAAUUUGGGUGACUGGAAAAACGCGUUGUUGUUGUCUUUCGCAAGCCAAGUCGUGACUUCUAGAUUAUCCGAAAGCGAGACACAUCAACAAAGUCAACGUAUGUUCCCUCAACCACCGAAAGAGAUCACUACUCACGCCAUUGCAUUUUCAAGACUGAGUCCUUCGUUCAAGCAAACUAUUUCAGCCGCUGAAGAGCGAGCCGAUAGCUUGGCCGAAGAAAAGCCAGCUCUUCAUUCUUCGAAGGGUCAAAGGUCAAUUAAGCACGUUGUGGUGGAUGUCGGAACAGAGGCGGAUGACAAACUUGUGAAAGAAGUUUCUCGGGUUUUUGAGGCGGGGCUGGUGGCGAAUCUCGACUUAGUGCCGUUAAUUUUCACUGGUUUGGUGAGACAGUUGAAGAAUAUGACGUCAAUGUUUGAGUGGAUUGUACCCGAGGAAUUCUAUCUGCCCUUUCCACCGUCUUUCUGUCCACAACCGAUGAAUGCCAAGAAGGAAACUUUGUCACCUCUAGCAGAAAAAGAAGAGAGGCUCCGCUCUGAAGUGGCCAACAUUGUACAGAAGAUCUUUCUUCUGCUCAAAGCUUCUAACUGUUUGGUUCCAUGCGUGAGGUGGUACACAGAACAGCUUGUCAGCACGUCAGAGAACUGGUACAAUGUGAUAAGAACUGAUGCAGACUUUCCAGUACCUUCUUCAUUGGCUGGAUAUGCUGAUCGUGGAUUUAGUUUCCGUGACGUUGAAGCAGACAAAUCCAGUCAUGUGUCUCCGAAGAAAAAAGGGAAAAGAAAGCCUGAGGCAGCCUCCAGUGAAAAACAAAGGAGAACUUACCAUAAACCGCCAUCUUCGAUUGGAGGUGCGCUGUGCAGUUUUCGUGAUUUCUGUGCGAUUAUGUGGCUAUUACACGCACGGGAUAAGAUGAGCAAAUCAUCCAGGAAAUUCAGAGAGCUAAGGAGCCAGUCUACAGGUAGUGAGGAGGAGGCCGCAACAAUCCAUUCAAUUUGUUGGGAGACCCUGCUGUGGACCACGAGAUUAGCUCCCUUCAGCUCUUUACUUGGAGCCACAGACAAGAUCAUCGACACUUUGCUGACCUUGUUGUCGGAGCUGCCUCCUAGUACAGCAACAGCAGAACUUACAGCUCAGUUCUUCAACAACCCAGACGUGGUCCAGACAGCGAGUGGAAGAGCAAAACUGAAGCGUCUCAUGGCCCAGUUUAGAGGAGUCACUGUGGGAGAAGACAACGACACAGACCGCCAAGACGAACCCCUGUCAGUUUUUUAUCGUAAGAAGUGCAUGGAUUGGGAAGAAGAAAUGGAUGAAAGAGAAAAACUCUUCGGCAAGGUUUGCGAUCAGUUUUUCGACAUUAAGGAGGCUUCCGGGAACAAAUCAGCCGAUGAUGAAGUAGGAGUCAUAAUGCAUGAUGGUGGAGGUUUGGCAGUUGGAACGGCCUUGUUUGAGACGCAGCCAUCUUAUUUUCAGUUUCUGGAUACUUUUUUCAUGAUAACUGUGUCCAAAACUGUGAUGACUUAUCAUAGUAAGGCAACAUAUCCCGUGCCACUGUUGUCCUCCUACAACAAACAGCUUUUAGUUUCAGACACUAAGUCACUUUCGAUGCUGCAACAGAAGACACACAAUGAUACCCCAGCCAGACCCAUCAAGGGCCCCUCUAGUCUUUUCAGAAGCCAAAGCUUUACAGAUGUGCGUUCCUCCAGACCCAAACCAGUGACCACAACCUCAACUUUGGGGUCUGAAACGGAGAUAAAACGCAGCAGUAGCUUAAAUGAUGUAGCUAGCUUGGGCUUCCUCCCUGGGAUUCGGACCCUCGGGAGUCAGCUACUUGAGCUUCUUCCUAGUCUGACCUGGCUCAGUCGCUGGACCAUGGAAGGUUCAUCUUUACCUUCGAGUAACUUCAAUCACAGCGCUCCUGGUGGCACCGAGUCGCUUCCAGUGAUGCGGGUUAAUGUCUCGCUUCCACUUCUGGUGAAUAGUUUAUGGUGUUUGCAAAAUGUUUAUUGGCCAUGGAUGUUGGAUACAAAGGUCAUGGUUGAUAUCAAGGUCAAAAGACCAAAGAUUUCUCCGCAGAAACAACCAAUACGUGACGUUAGAGAGCGCUCGCCUGUUUCAACAGACGCAGCCACGCCACCAAGACCCUUACGGAAAGUUCUAAGUGACUCCAAUCUCCAAAGAUCUGAAAACAAUUCGGCGAAACGAAAUAGUAUUGCUGGUGAAGGAAGAGGGUUACAAGGCGAUUACGGUUAUCAGUCAACGCCGGAUAUGCUAAAACGAUCUCAAAGUGAUUUGAAGACUUCUACGCGAAGAGAAAAAACAGUGGCAAGUAGGGAAUUCCCAGCACAAGCUCAGAAAGAAGGGACAGAACUCUCAAGGCCACCUCGAAAGGAUUUUCAACGCAUUAGAAACCUUGAUCGUAUUCCCAAAUCGAACAGUGAACCAAACAUCCCGAAUAUUAUUAUACAUAGUCCCACGACGGACGAAGAAAAGGAUUUGAGUGGCGCGUAUAAAAAGCGACACUCGCUGCGAGUCAAUGGGAAAAGUGACUUCCCUGGUAGCCCGACGACUUAUCACUCUGAUCCAGAGUUAACUUCUUCUGUCAAACAAGUCGUAACUUCUACUCCUGCUAAGUCUAAACGUUCACGGAAAAGUAAAAGAAAGGAACACAAACUGGAAAAAAUGACGAAUGAAAGCGAUCAGCCUGGAAACAAAAGACGAGAGGAAGAUUUGGUUGAUUGGAAAAUACCAGAGCGCGAUGACAUAGCACAAAUACACCGACCAUCUUUAGCAGCUGAAGAAAAAUCAAUCCCCACCCAUCCCAUGAUUAGAACAGCUCCGUCACGUCAAGGAAAAAGAAAAAAGAAAUCUUCACGAGAGCAGAAAGAACCGCAAGCUAUCGAUGGCGUGGUCACAAAGGAAUUUGAUGGCGUGGUCACUCAGGAAUUGGAUGGCGUGGUCACUAAGGAAGUGCAGCCAAGAAUCACAGUAGAUUCAAUUGAGAAGAGUCAGUCCUCGGCAAUGACGGUGCCAGUGUCUCAAAGUCAAAUGGAACUGGUUCUUGUUGUGAGGCCUGGCGUUGGUAGUGAUGCUGGUGACACUGUGCAGGCUGGUAUGCCUGUUCUUCGUAUACCAACAAUGCUGGGGAACGUUCAAAGCUCAGAAUUAAACAUACCAACCCCCUCUGGCAACAAUGGACAAACAACCCGUGUGGAAACGGCGUCGCAAACGGAUCAUAAGGGAAUGACGUCAUCGGGCUCUCAAAUGCCAGUGCAUUCUGGGAUUUCAGCUGGGCAAGGUCACGUGCAUCGCGAAUCUGAUCAAAGUAUUGACAAUCGUGUUGAUGUGCAGAUUGUGGCAAAAUCCGCCUCGGUUCAAACUGAAUCAGGAGUGGAACCAAAACCGGAAAAUCCUUUGCCUUUAUUCCCUUUGUUACAACAGCAGCAAGCCUCUAUACUGCAGAAUCAACUUUACUACCCUACAGGCAAUCCGCAACCACCAACAUCACAGUAUCAAGAUCAAAGUAGAGCUUCUUUACCUUUGCUUCGUUUUCCAUUUUCUGAUGCAUCUUGCAAACUUGACCUGAGCAAGAUGAGGCUUCUUGAAAUUCCAAAGCGAGGUACGGACCACUCUUUGUUGCAGUUACCCGAAUCAAAACCGUCAACAACUGAAUCUGGUAUCCCAGAUUUGAGCAAAAUCAAACUCUUGGAAUUUCAACCCAAGAAAGAACUUUGGAAGAGUACCGCUGAACCAAAAGGACAUGGCACUGCACCCAACAACUGGGCCUUACUACUUAUGCCUAAAUAUCAAGCAUCCUCAAAUGGAGUUGACUUAAGAAAAUUGAAACUUUUGGAAAAUCCGCCUACACUUCGUGAAGCAUGGCCGCUUUUAGAAGCUCCAAGGAAAGCAGAAACACCGAAGCUUAUUCCUUUAGAGAAAAUAUUAGCAUUUGAGAAGGAUCUGAGGGAAAAACUUGCACCAUUCAGCAAACGCACGCGUCACUGGCAAGAAAAGGAGAACAUCCAACCCAAUGAGGAAAAUAGACUGAGGCAACCUCAGAAGAUUGUUGAACAAGAAAACAGGAGAAAUACAGUUUCAAGACAAAGAAGAAGGCAGGCUUUGGAAAAGCAGACUAGACCACGUUCUUCAUCUCCCGUUUUUAAAAGCAGGCCAGGAGGAAAACUUUCUCGCAACAAAUCCAUUCAGGGAAAGGUUAUAACAGUGCAACCCGUGAAAAGGGCAAGAAGAGUCGAUAAAGAACCUCCUAAGAGGCAAAAACCGGCGAAAGAACCAGCUUCUAAGAAACCAAAAUCAGCUAGAGAGCAAUCAGUACAGAAACCCAUUUCAAUGAAGGAUUCUAAACAACAGGUUAGCUUGAGUGAGAGCGAGUUGGAAUUAUCAGAGAUUUCUGAUCAGGCUUGGGAUGUUUCCGAAGAAGAAAAGUAUUUCCGGGUUGAGAAAAGUCCAGAACCUUUUUCUUUCCGGGAGCACGGGGACCAAGGAAACAGGGGCGUAAAAAAGGAUAAAGAAAGAGGAGAGAAGAAAUCCAAGCCCGAAGGAUUUGGGGAGGAGAUACCAGGCCCCCCGUCUAUGCGGCAUAUGAAAGAAAGAAUUGGACGGAAGCUUCACGAAGUUGAUCAGCAAAUGUCUGCUUAUCGUAGUGGAAGUCCUAGUUGGAAGUCUCUUUUUGAAACUGCACGGCAGGGGACUGGUGAUGAACGACAAGGAACGAAGGCCUACGAACGUCGACAACCGCAGAGAACCAUUGGAGUUCAAGUUGACGAAGUUAGAAGAUCUCCCCAGGAUGAUCCCGUGGGUUUUCUUCAUCCGGGCAUGCUCGAUCGUGGUGCAACUAAUAUUUCGAAAGUUAGUUCCAGCUCGCAAACAGAGCAAGCUUCCGCGCAGCCAUUACCAAGGAGAGACUUGGUAACGUCUGGUAUUCAAACGGAUAAAGGGGGUGUUGAUUCGGAUCACGUGACAUCUCACGUACCCAUCUUGCCGCCAGACAUCUUUUUGAACCUUCAAAUGCCCAAACCUUAUCAAGAAAACCAAGUGGGUGUUGACGUGAUAGAUAGGUCUCGAGAUCUCCACCCAGUUGAUGAUGACGAAACUGUCUUUGACAAACCUUUCUCUAAACGAGGAAUCGAUAAGGGAAGGGAGCCUGGUGAUGUUGCCCCUGCUGUUUCAAAGCUUACUGGGGUGUCCCGGGGGAGGCAGUUCCUUAGUGUAGCUGAUAUAGAUCAUGAUCAGUGGUUGGAAGUUCAGAGUACCCCUAUGACGUCUGCAAACGGAAUAGACUCGGAAAAAGAAGGAAAGGGAGAGGAAAUUGUUGAUCAGCAGGUUGAGCUUCCAUCGGAAAAAGUAUCAUCAGAAAAUCAAAGCUACCAAUCGGAAGAAGAGGAGUAUAAAGAUAAACAAGAGAACGUGAAGUAUACAGAGGGACCUGAUAAGCUUACAGUAGAAAUAAUGGACUCUACGGACGAUCCUGUGCAAAGAUUCUACCCGUCACCCUUUCCAGCAGCCUCUCGGUCAAGUGCGAGAGCAGUGUCUACACAAGUCCUUAACGAGAGAAUGAAGGAAAUGAGUGAGAGGAUUGAAGCAAUGGAUCAAAUCACACAGAACAUGGAUAGAGAGUUCAAAAGCUCGCGCGUACUUCUCUCUGCUAUUCAAAGUAUUGAUGAAGUACUUAAUCCAUCGUCAAGAGCAUCUUCUGCUGAAGUGAUGUCUUCAAGAGGAUCCGUUGGUUCGCGUAGGGAAAAGCCUCGGAGAUGGGGCGACACUGCUCCUUGGAGAAGGAAAAUAAAUGCUGCGGUUGGUAAACCACCAACUACAAUGGCGUCACAUUCUGAAGAUGUGGAAGACAGCAUUGAUGUCCAUGCAGACCCUGUAGAUAAGACCGAGGAUGUAGCUUCCGAAGCUGAUAUUAAGGAUGAAAAAGAAGACAUUGAGGAAAAACUUAGCAGUGGAGGAGAUGAACAGGAUGACCAGGAAGGCUUACGUCAGGAGGAACAAGGCGAAGAUUUGAUAGUUGCUUCUGGUGAAAGUGAAGAAAUCGCUUCAAAUCGAGAAGUGGAUGAUGAAUCCAAACUUGAGCAGAAUUUUCAACCUAAGGAAGGAGCAUCCGUCGAAAAGAGUGGAGUACCUUCAUCCACGCCACCUGAUGAAACGAGGAAGGAAAAAGCCCGACCGUUGUCUCAGCUGGAGUCAUUGACAUUAUCACAAGAUAAACUGAAAGAGGUAUUCCAAGUUAAAGAUACAACACGAAGUCGCAGGGACCCCAGCCCCGAUGCCAGGCAACACCUGAAAGAAUGGAUGAACCAAAAACGUUCAGAGAGAAAAGCGGAGUGGAGAGGUCGGCAGGAAGAGCUGAGAGCGCAGGAAUACCAACCAUUUUUGUCUCCCACUCAGGGCUCUACAAGUUUUAAAAAGAUUAAGUUGAUGGACAAGGAGAGAAGCGCGAAACGCAGGAAAAACGAAGACCAGUAUAAAAAACAAAGGAUCGAAUCGGCGUCCAAUCUUCUCUCUGAGAUGCUAGCCGAGCCAGUUCCCAAGCCGACGGAUCGCAAACCAAACCUUCGAUACGCAGGCAGCGUGAACACGCGCUACUCAACUUCACUUGCGGAGAAAAAGAAGCGGACAAGUGAUCGAUACAAAAAUUUACCGAAAGCAAAGUCUAGAGGUAAACGGGUGCGACAAGAUUUCGUGGAGAAAACAGUGAACAAGAAAGAAAAUCGUGUGCAGGAAAAACAAUCUCUCGUUGAUUCGCCGCAUCCUGAAGAGUUCUCGAGGAAAGCUCAGAUUUCAGUUAGAUCUCAAAAUACUUCUCGUCGUGAUUUUUUACAGACAAGCAGCCCAUCUGUUUCAGUUCAGGAAAACCUUUCGGAUCUGCUAGAAGGAAGUAUUGACGUUAAAAGUGGUAGAUUGGUCAAAGAAAAUCUACCUGCUGAGGACGAUUUUUGGCGCUCGAAUUCUCCGACUGGCGCCGAAUUUGUGACGAUACAAACGUAUCGGAGUUUCGCAAAGAAUCAACCGAAGAGGGUUAAAGCUAGAGAAGCAUCUAGGCGUAAGCUUCCCCUUGAGGGGAUAGGUGGGUAUGGCUUUUCGCAUCAGCCUCGAGGCACAGAUCACUUGGGAAGAACUUUCUCCAGGACACGCCAGACUGACCCUCUCCUCCCUGGGGUUAGAACGUUAGCCGAGAUAGAUCGUCUAAUAGAAGACAUUCCAGAUGAUGGCUCCACCAUGGAUCACGAGAGGCUUGAGGGAAUCGAAAGCUUGCUAGAAGGUGAUGAUGAACUGAGGGAGUUGUUGUCCGAUGUUAACUGGCGCGCUGAUGCUAAGCCUCAGAGGAGUGAUUUCGCAAGACCGACCCGAGGGUAUUCCGGCAUCGAAAAAGAUAACUGGCGAAGUAGUGAAUAUCAGAUCGACACACCUCGGAAUACUGAGCCUGCGGUUCCCACCGGCGGAAGAACAUUGUCAGAAUUUGAUGAUGACGUCAGCCCGUGGAAUACUAGAGAGAGCAUGCGCACGUCCGAGGAUGUUGCACAGCUCUUGGCCGAAGUGGACGAGGCCGUGGGAAAUAUGUCGGAGAGUAGUGGCAGUCUCAGAAGUGACAUUAAUUGGGAAGAAGUGGACAAAAUCAUGGAGGAAACGUAAAACUUGAGAGGAAUGUACCUUUGCAGAAUGUAAGGAAAUUUCGUAAGAUAAUAGCCAAAAAUAUUUUGCUAAAAAAUACUAAAAAAACCAAAUAGAUGUGGAAAAUAAGUGUUGUCUUUGCUUUCUGUAACACAAAAGUCGUAAGCAAGGAAUGAGUACGGAAUGCGCAUAUUUAUGGUAUGACUAUUUAAUUAUGGAAAGCCAUGAGAUGAUUGUAGGUAGUAAUCUCUUGGAAAGGCGCAAUGUUUACAUUUUCCGUUCGCCCGGUCGAACAAAUCGCUACAGACAAGAACUAAUGCACGUGAUAACCCCAAAUCCAAGGACAUUUUAUUUCAAAAGUGGAAAGACAAGACUUGAUCAUGAUCAAGUAAUUUAGUAUUCAGUAUUAAAAGUCAAACCAGCAAUAAAUAAUUA